Patella vulgata (common limpet) is the source of this 6806-nucleotide messenger RNA. RefSeq names its product leucine-rich repeat-containing protein 58. The transcript is spliced from 3 exons. Lineage: Eukaryota; Metazoa; Mollusca; Gastropoda; Patellidae. The coding region runs from base 483 to 1598 and encodes 371 amino acids. The record is from RefSeq and is a predicted model, not a curated record. Gene Ontology annotation, molecular function: protein binding.
AAUAAAUAUGAAACUUAUUGUUUUCAUCGUCUCAACAGAUAAAGGGAGCCAACUCCAUUUAUCAAAGUUCAUUGAUCCCUGUAGCAAUGAACAAGACUAUUAGACACGCUUUUCUCACGUAGAACAACACUACUAUCUGUUAUUCGACACUUUUUAGACAUAGUUUUAUAUUUGGAGAAAAAAAUUACUUUCACGUGUCUUAAUCCAUUUCAUCCAGUGGCCGUGAAAUAUAUAUAUAGGGCAUUUGUAGUGUUAUGCAAAUAGGGUAUGCAGAUCGUACUUGAUAUUCAAGACUAGCACGUGCUCACUGACUGCUAUCCAUUCGGCCUUGACCAACAUUUCGGUAGGCCAAAAAAUUGCCAAGUCAAAGGCAGUGAACGCGGCUGUUCAUGGUAUGGGUGAUGGAGAAACAAUAGGGAUAGACACUCUUGUCUUUUGUUAAAAUUUAAUUGUGUAAAAUUGCUAAAUUAACGAACGAAACUAUGGCGGCAGCAGGUUUCAGUACGCUUAAUAUGGAAUAUCUCCGAAGACAAUCGGAAAGUGACACUUCGUCUUCAGAAAGUGAAUUCAACGGUGAAAAUGCCGAGGACUUGUCGUACUCUGAUUUAGAAACUUUACCAGAUUUUUUGCUGCUGAGGUCAAAUGAACUACGUGCUUUACAGCUUGAUCACAAUGAAAUAUUAUGUCUACCAGACACGAUAUCUAGUUUUAGAAACCUGGUUACCAUGGACAUUAGUGCCAAUAAUAUGACUAUCCUCAGUCCAGAACUUGUAAAAUUACAUAACCUGAAGACUUUUAUAGCCAGGAAUAACUGUUUUGACACCGACAGUAUUCCCAAAGACUUUGGACUCAUGAGUUCACUGGAAGUACUAAAUCUGGGAGGAAACAACUUUAAAGAAUUGCCUCCACAAGUUACAGAACUAGAACAUCUGCGUUGUCUAUAUAUGGGUGGAAAUAAAAUUGAAGUGAUCAAUAGCAGUAUUAAAAGUCUAACAAACUUGGAAGUUUUAUAUCUUGGAGGUAAUUGUCUUACAGAGAUUCCAGCUGAGGUCGGCUGUUUACAUAAAUUAACAGCUCUGGUAUUAUGUGAUAAUCAAAUACAAAGUUUACCACCAACACUCAUUCAUCUACAACAAUUACGUUCUCUUAGUCUCCAUAACAACCAGAUAUCAACGCUACCUACUGCUAUAGUUUCUCUUAAUAUCGUUGAGCUGAGUUUAAGAAAUAAUCCCCUGGUAGAUAAGUUUGUACAGGAUUUAGUCUACAAUCCACCUACGUUGUUAGAACUUGCUGGUCGAUGUAUAAAGAUUGAUGGUUUACCGUACAGUAGUGAAGAAUUACCUCGUCACUUGGUGCAAUAUCUCGAUUCUGCCCAUCAUUGUGUUAACAUCAAAUGUAAAGGUGUGUACUUUUCCUCAAGAGUAGAACAAGUGAAAUUUGUUGAUUUUUGUGGAAAGUAUCGACUACCAUUAUUACAGUAUCUAUGUUCUCCAAGUUGUAGUACAGUUAUUAGUCCAUCACCAAGUUAUUCCAGUGAUAGUGAGCCGGAAGAAGAAGACAAUACAAAAGAACGGAUGAGACGAGUCUUGUUGGGUUAAAUUCUCGAAUAUUCCCAGACAGGGAGGUUAAAUUUAAAUAUUCCCCGAAAGGGAUGAAUUUUAUUAUUAAUCAGCAAAAAUUACCCCCCUAAAACAUCAUUUUUGGAUUGUAGAAAUUUGACUUUUGAAAUAUUAAACUUUAGACUUUAGUUUGUUUUGUAUUUGAUACAUUUAUUUUUAACGCUUUAAGUGCUAAUCUUUAUAAUGUACGAGAAUUAGAGAAUUCUCAAAGUUCUAAACAAAACGUCCAUUAAAAUUACUGAAUUAUGUUUCUGGUUGAACUUGUUACACUUGUGGCCUUAUAAAUCUGGCAGCUACUAAAUAAAAUAAGUUGACCAUAAACAACAUAAUUAAUUGGUGUAGGCUUUUUAUUUUUUGUUAUGAUAUGCACCAAUAUGGUUGGGCAAACUGUUUCCUAUGAACAAAUUCUGUGAAUAUUAAUGUCAGUAUAAGAUACAAUUAAAUUUAAAAUACUGUUAAAUAGACUUCUAUAUAACAUUGUUUUACGCCCACGUUUAAUGUUGAGGUAUACAUACAUGUAUUGUAGUUGCCUUCCUACAUCGUCUAUCCACAAUUUCUACAGAUCAGAGUUUUUGUUGGAUUUGUUCAAAUUCCCAUGGAUUGUUAAAUUUCUAUGUUUUGGAAAAAUAUAUUGUAUUAAUUAAAUUUGUUUUAUAGAAAAUCUUAGCGUUAGUCCCCCUCCCCCUUACGUUAUAUACUUUAUUUUAACAAUUAUUUUAUUACUGUGAUUUAUAAUAUGGUAAUUAAGUUAUGUUGGCAUUGAGAUAUGUUGUGUGUGUCGUAUUAUAUUUACAUUUAUCACUCAGGGAUUGAAAAUAUUUUAUAUAAUUAUAUAAUAAUAGGUAAAUAAACAUUGCAAUUAAAAAAAAAAGCAAUUAUUUUGAAUAACACCUUUUUUUGAUAUCUUUCUUUGAUUAUGAAAGUUAAAAACAGAUUUACAAGAGGCAUUUAGUUAAUGUCUUUUUGUAUUAUGAUGUUAUAUUAAAGGACAUGGUUCAUCUCUUUCUAUAUUUUUAUAAAACUUAGACCGAUACGUCAGUUAAUCCACAGAAUAAAUUCUGGAUGACCCUGUUCAGGUACUACUCAGUAUUAGAGAAUGUGUUAGCGAUGUCGCCAACACGGCCAGAUCUUUCAUUGUGGCAUCACCAAGCUUAGAAAUGAUGGUACACCAGUAAUUUAGUCAGACAAAUUUGAUUUUUUUGAAAGUCUAAAUUAACUUUCAGUUGUUUUACUAACCUUUCUAAUUGACAGUUGUGAAAUGGUUAAAUUAGUAUGACAUUUGAACAGAGGCUUCACAAAGGUCUUUUAUAGCUGUCAACAUUAUCUAUCUUUGUUAAAAUAUAGAAAUAGGUUGACCAUCUCCUUUAAGUUGUUAAAAUAUAGAAAUAGGUUGACCAUCUCCUUUAAGUUGUUAAAAUAUAGAAAUAGGUUGACCAUCUCCUUUAAGAUACUGUGAUGGAAUAUAAACUAGAAUAUCAUUCCAAUCUAGUAUAUUACUAAGAUUACAUAGUUGGUUUGAUAUAUUAUAAUGUAUGUUAUAUACCAAAUCUGAUAAUGUUUAUAUAUGAAGAGUAUUAUUUUAUUCUUCCUUUAAGUAUAUUGUAUUUCAAAUCUAGUCCUUAUUGAAAUAGGGGUUUUCGAUGGCUGAAUGGUUAGCGUGCGCGCGCUGUAUCAUAAAGUCUGUCAUUGAGUCAACUGACGUGGUUUCGAAUCCCCGGUUGUACGUGACAAGGAGUAGGGUCGCCUGUCCAACCUCGUGGGUUUUCUCCGGGUCCUCCGGUUUCCUCCCACUGCUAAAGACCCCUAUGCGCAAGCGAAUUAUUGAAAUAAAAUUAAACCAUAUGUUAGUCCCGAAAUGACCUAGUUUGUGUCGAGUGGACGUUAAACCCCAUUUCUCUCUCCCCUUAUUGAAAUAAAUCGGUCACAUUAAAUGAUAGAAAUUAAAGGAACCUUCCCCAAUUAUUUUAGGAAAUAAAACUGACCAUGUACAACUAUUUGAUGAAAUAUCAUCAGGAUUGUUGUGAUUAUCAAGUCAUAUAUAAAUAUUGAUAUUCCAGAUGUAAGAACUAAAUCUACAUAUUACACAAAAGUUUUUAUUUUGGCUUGUAAUGUUGUGAUUAUCAAGUCACACAUAUAAAUAAUGAGAUUCCAGAUGCUUUAUGUAAGAGCGAAAUCUUCCUAUUACAAGAUUUUAUUUUGGCUUGUAAUGUUAUAUAAAUUAUCAAAAUCUCUAACUUUAAUUUACAUACUUAAAAUCUCUGUGAGAUUUGCAUAUUCCAGAUAAUAUCAAAUCUGUCAUGGUUUAAUCUAUACUAAAAUUAGUUAAUAAUUCAUGAUGAAAACAGAAUAUCAGUGGUAGAUGUUCUCCCUGAGGCCUAUCAAUAGAGUUCAGAGAAACUGAGAGGUGGUUAUAGCUGAAACAAAACAUCUCAAAAAUGACAUAAAAACAAGCAUGACAUUCAGUCAAAAUGACCAAAGAUUGGUCUUGACAGCUAUAAAAAUCAAAAUGAUCAAAUAAGUAGUUUUAUUUAAAAAGAAUCCAGUGAUAUUAUUAGAUAAAUUUUGACCAUAUAUUUAGUUGUUUUGUUUAAGAUAAAUUUUGGUUUACAACUAAUUUGACCAUAUCCAGGUUUCAUAUGUCUGCGGAGCCACAGUGGCUAAGUGAGUAAGAUGCUGGUUUGAUUCCCCCAGUGUCGUUUGAGAAAGUUUAUCAGGAUUUUCCGGCAUGUUUUCUCCUUGUCAGUUGGAUAGGAUGAAAAACCGAGGUCCUGUGUACACACUGGCGUGCAAUUGGAAUUUGAUAUAAGAGUAGGCUGUAGCACCGCUGUCUGGGCAAAAUUCCCCGCAUUGUAGUCAUAGCACACUGUAUGGCAUAUAUGCCCGUCUUCAUUAGCCCAGUCAGACGUUAAACCUCAUUGUAAUUCAUCAUAUCUUUGUUAAUACUGAACCAAUUUUAUUCCUUUUAUAGAGAUCCAAUUUUAACAAUAUUGUAGUCUGAAAGGGAUUAACAAGCCUUCAGAUUUGAAAGGGAUUAACAGGCCUUCAAAUGAUAUUAAAUCUACUGUUAUUUAGUGUGUUCUUGGACCUACCCUUUAUAUAAAUAGCUUACCAAAAAUAACAUUGUUUAUGAUAACAAGAAUAUUACCAUCAGAUAUAUCGUGGGUGAAGUGUCAAAAGGGUGUAUCUAAGAAUUUCUGAAGAUUAAGAAAUAGAACCUUUUGCAUUUCAAAAUUUUCACAAAUCAAGAUACAACAUUUGGACACAUGAUACCCAGAACAGUUCUAAUUGGCGUAGAGAUACACAGCUUAAGACAGAAAUGUGCAUAUUAAUUGUGAGAUUUUAAAAAUGCAAAAAAGUGUACAUGUAUUGGACUAAUUUCCUGAGAUACACCCUUUUAACACUUCACCGACAAUAUGCAGUCUUACGUCUCAGCUAAAAUGCGAUCUGAAAAUACAGUAGGUGUUUAUAAAUUUAAUAUUAAAUAAAAUAAACCGCUAGUGUGAUAUUACUUCCUAACUUGAAAGUUUGUUUUAUAAGCAAAAAGUUAUUUCCAGGUUAAUACUGAAUUUAGUAUUAUUACAUCCAUACCAAAAAUAAACCAUAUAAUUUCUGUUGUAUUAAUUAUGUAAUAUUUCAUCCAUAUCGAAUAUCAUAUAAUUGGGUAGGUGUUUUUUUAUUUCCAUAAACCAUUACCAUUAUUUGACUCUUGUGUUAUUUCAUCCAUACCGAAUACCAUAUAAUUUGGUGGUGUUUUUUAUUACAUAAACAAUCACCAUUUGUAUUGUUUUAAUCUUGUGUCAUUAUGGGUUUCCCAUAAUGAAAACCAUUGUAUUAAUUUACUUAUUACAUUCAUACCCAACGGUCUAAUUUGAUGUUUCUUAUUAUUAUAUCCGUACUAUUUCCAUUAUAACAAUCUUGGAAAGGAUUACUCUAAAGUCUGAUCAAGUUAAAAGGUUAUCCAAAAUUACAUUUUUAAUGUCGCUCAUUAACCAAAUUUAUCGCAAUAACCACUCUGGUACUUUGUAUUAUUUUGAUGGGGGUUGUAUGACCGAAUUGUUAGCGCAUGUUUGCUGUAUUGUAAGGUAUGACAUUGAGUCAACUGGCGUGGUUUCGAUACCCCAGUUGGACAUGACAAGACGUACAGUCACCUGUCCAACCUUGUGGCUUUUCUCCGGGUCCUCCAGUUUGCUCCCACUGCCAAAGACCCCCUACGCACAAGCGAUUUAUUGAAAUAAAAUUGAACCAUAUGUUAGUCCCGAAAUGACCUAGUUUGUGUCAUGGACGUUAAAUUCUAUUUCGCUUUUUCCAAUACAGUACUGGUGUUUUAACAUAUGAGGUUGUAUUUGAACAUUAGCAAAUUAAACUACAGAAUAAACAAGCUAUUCAAACCACUAUAACUUGUAUAAAAAGAAGUUGUAAGAAGUUGAUGAGAACACCAGUUUGUUUGAGUAGGAAAGGGGUCAGCUGUAUCAAUAUGUUUGAGUAGGAAAGGGGUCAGCUGUUUCAAUUUAUAUUAUUGUUGUGUAUUAUUUAAAUGCUUAUAUAUUACAUUCUGUCUAGUCCUCUUAGUAUAAUGUAUGUACAUGUAUAUAUAUGGAUGGUUGACAUUGAACCUGGCAAAAUAAAACUACAUUUUUAUGCUAAUGUUUUCACCGUGAUCGCGGCUCUUCAGCCAUAUAUUAAACAAUUAUUCAAAUAACAAUAGUCUAUGACAUCACAACAUCAUAGUUAAAUUAUAAAUUUAGUGUUUUUCCUUUAUAUAGACUUAAUAAAUAGCAAAAACAACAACCUCUUGAAGGCAAAAGAAAGUUAUUUUAUUGAAAAAUACGACCUGAAACUCAAUUCUAAAUAAGAGAGUAAUUAAAUAAAGUAAAAUAAAAACCGUGAUGGGAUUGAAUAUUUGUUGUCUGUAGGCUACAGAGUAAUUUCCCUUGCCUGUAUAAUUUAACUAUUGUUAAUUGAAUUAUUGUUUUUGCAAUGAAAACAUUAGCAUAAAAAUGUAGUUUUAAUAUGCCAUCUUUAAUAUCAAUUAGAUAUUACCAAAGAGCAGCAUUGAUUAACUAUUCUACAGUAUAUAUAGGUACCUGUGCUAAUUUAUCUGUUAUUAUGUACUUUUUGAUAUAUAACUAUUUCAAGCAUGCUACAUAGUUUAAAUAAACUAUUCGUGUAUGUUGCAUGAAUCUAGAA